AUGGUACGCGCAUCUGAUCAUCAGGGUUUCGGGUGGUCUGUUGUCUUCUGCCGUUGCUUAACCUUUGCUAAUCGAAUGUCUACAUCGCCUGCUUUCAGGGCAUCGAUCUCGUAGCCGGAGGUAAGAGCAAGAAGACUAGGCGCACCGCGCCCAAGUCGAAUGACAUCUACCUUAAGCUCCUCGUGAAGGUGAGAUUGAAGUUGUAUUCGUUCCGGAACCUGGUUUUUCUUGUCCACGCUAGUGAUACGAUGAUGCAGACACGACGUUCCGGUCACCGUUUCUGGUUUCUCACGCGGAUGCUUCCAUUUUUGUGCGUUUUUUUGGGAGCAGCUUUACAGGUUCCUCGUGAGGCGGACAGGAAGUAGUUUCAAUGCGGUGAUUCUGAAGAGACUUUUCAUGAGCAAGAUUAACAAGCCUCCUAUAUCUCUGUCGAAGCUUAUUAAGUUCAUGAAAGGGAAGGUUCGUUAAACCGUCGAUUCCUCAGCCGAUCCCCCUGUGCCGUCUCUCUUAUCACGUCCAUUUUAUCACCUGCCAACGUUGAUUUUUUUUACAUGUUCUCAUCAGGAGGAUAAGAUUGCGGUGAUCGUCGGGACAGUUACUGACGAUUUGAGAGUUCACGAGGUUCCAGCCCUUAAGGUGACAGCGCUGAGGUUCACGGAAAGGGCGAGGGCUAGGAUUCUUAAAGCCGGAGGAGAGUGCUUCACAUUCGAUCAGCUUGCACUGCAGGCACCCCUUGGACAGAAUACCGUACGAAUAUCAAACCGAAUCUCCAUCGCAUUUAUUGUUCCAUCGAUCCCGUUCUGGGAAUUAUAUUUUCUAUUCGCUAUGGAUUUCAGAAAUCAAAGAGGUUUUCGAAGUGGGUUCAAGGGUUUUUUCUAUAUGGAAAUAUUGUUUUUUUAGUUCCCUGUCCUGCUCUUCUUGACCAUGCUAACGCUGAAGUUUAUUUUGGAUGAGUUUUUUCUGGAAUGUCUGAGGGAACAUAUUCUUUAAUUUAUUUUAUAAUGCGUUUAGCGAGUUAUUCGCGGUUUUUCGGUAAUCUGGCAUUAUCUGUAUCGAGAUCUUACGUAGAUUUAAAUUUCAAUGUGAAUCAUGUUUAGCAAUGAUGAUGAAUUUUUUAAUCCCAGCUCAUUAUGAGAUCAUCCACUUUGUGGAUGGCCAAGGACUGGUUUCAUCUACUCAUCUGAGCUCUCAUGCAUUUGAGUUGCUAAUUCCAUUUAGAUUCUCAUUCUUCCCUCACUUGGGCACAUCUAACGCUCACUAGGAAAAUCGGAUUAUCUUUCCUAAUCCAAAUCAAAUUUUAUUUAACUAAUAUGAUGCUAUUUUAAGCUCAGCUCAUCACGAGAUCAACUACUGGUUAUUUUGACACAUCUCGACACAUUUACUUGUUUUUUUUCGAGUUCUUACUUGCGUAAGACGGGAUAUUCAAUCGUCAGAUAUAAUUAACCAUAGAAGAGAAAUUUUCUUUGGUAUCUGCACGCACUUGUCUUCGUCAAUAUUAAUUAGUUCACGGCAAAUUCUUUCUAACUCGAUUCCGUCUGAGUUUUCCGACGAACUUUAGCUUUGUAUUUGCUUUCUUUCUAAUUUCUCUCGUAUUUACUGUUUUGUCAACCCCUUUUUUUGGAGUGACGUGUAUGUAUGUAUUCGCUAUGGAUUUCAGAAAUCAAAGAGCUUUUCGAAGUGGGUUCAAGGGUUUUUUCUAUGUAGAAAUAUUGAUUUUUUAGUUCCCUAUGAUGCUUUUCUUGACCAUGCUAACGCUGAAGUUCAUUUUUGACGAGUUUUUUCUGGAAUGUCUGAGGGAACAUAUUCUCUUAAUUUAUUUUAUAUUGCGUUUAGUUCGCUGAUUUUCGGUAAUCUGGCAUUUUCUCUAUCGCGAUCUUACGUUGAUUUAAGUUUCAAUGUGAGUCACGUUUCGCAAUGAUGAUGAAUUUUUUAAUCCCAGCUCACUAUGAGACCAUCCACUAUGUGGAUGGCCAAGGACUGGUUUCAUCUACUCAUCUGAGCUCUUACACAUUUUAGCGGCUAGUUCCACUUAGAUCCUCAUUCUUCCCCACUCGGGCACAUCCGAAUGUCAGUGGGGAAAUCAGAUUAACCUUCUCUAAUUUUAAUCAAGUUUUAUUCAACUUCGAUGAUUCUAUUAUAAGCCCAGCUCAUCUCGAGUUCAACAACUGGUUCUCCUGGCUCAUCUCGUACGUUGAAUUUUUUUUUUUCCGAGUUCGUACCUGUGGAAGGCGGGAUUCUCGAUUGCCAGAUGUGAUCAAUCAUGGUAUAAAAAUUUCCUUCGGUAUCUGCAUGUCCUUGUUUUUGUCAGCAUCAGUCCGUAGCAAAUUCUUCCUAAUUCUAUAGUCUGGAAUCCCCCCUCCCCUUCCCCCGGGGGAUUUUGGUUUUCAAGAAGCAAUAUGUAUUAUGUUUGUCGGACGGCUGUGCGACUUGAAUUCCACCAAUUCCCGGCCUCCGGUGAAGCUUGAUUCCGUAAUUUUUUGGGGGGCUAAACGAGUAAAAUUUUUCACGCAUUCUUUCUAUUUCGUCUGAGAUUUCCAUCGGACACCAGUUUAGUGUUUGUUCAUCUGAUGGCUCUGCGAUUCAUCUCUUUGCCCGGCUUGUGCCCUCCGCAGGUCCUCCUCCGGGGCCCGAAGAACGCCCGCGAGGCCGUGAAGCAUUUCGGGAAGGCGCCCGGUGUUCCCCACAGCCAUACCAAGCCCUACGUCCGGUCGAAGGGGAGGAAGUUCGAGAAGGCCAGGGGGAGGAGGAACAGCAGGGGCUUCAGGGUUUGA
Messenger RNA from Spirodela intermedia, 2771 nucleotides. NCBI's taxonomy places the organism in Eukaryota, Viridiplantae, Streptophyta, Magnoliopsida, Alismatales, Araceae. The record is from the annotation of a GenBank genome assembly.